Molecule: messenger RNA, 1022 nt
Organism: Drosophila melanogaster (fruit fly)
Lineage: Eukaryota; Metazoa; Arthropoda; Insecta; Diptera; Drosophilidae
Gene: baf
Product: barrier to autointegration factor
Exons: 2
Coding region: 147-419 (90 amino acids)
Cellular component (GO): nucleus; cytoplasm; chromosome
Molecular function (GO): DNA binding
Source: RefSeq, marked reviewed
CUAGAUGUGUUGUUGCAUUUUCGAAAAUAUCACUUGCUGCCACACUGGCUGUGCGUCAUUUUCAGAAACGCCGCGAAUAUUUUGCCAUUGAAAUCUAGCUAAGCAUUGGAAUUUCGCAACGUGCAGCAGCAAAGCAAACUACAAACAUGUCGGGCACAUCGCAGAAACACAGGAACUUCGUUGCGGAGCCAAUGGGCAACAAGUCGGUGACGGAACUGGCCGGAAUUGGGGAAACCCUCGGUGGACGCUUGAAGGACGCUGGAUUCGAUAUGGCCUACACCGUUUUGGGACAGUAUCUGGUGCUGAAAAAGGACGAGGAGCUGUUCAAGGACUGGAUGAAGGAGGUGUGCCACGCCAGCUCCAAACAGGCAUCCGAUUGCUACAACUGUCUCAACGAUUGGUGCGAGGAGUUCUUGUAAGAGGUGGACACACAAGCCAUCCGAGUAAUUCGAUCAAAAGGAAUCUGCUAAAGGCAUCGGCCAAUCAUUUUUAUUCGCAGUCAACGAAAGUGGCCCAAUGCUAGCUAAGCAUUUGCCGUGUUCACUGUUAGUAUGUAUAGCUGUAGGGUGUAAUUUAAUGUCUAAUCCGAAUAAAUGUACAGUCAUGGAAACGAUCCUGCAUUUGGAUCUCUGUUCUGCGAAAAGUACAGUAGGUGUAAAACAUUUGUUGCUGGCCGGCGAAGCAGCCUAAUGCAGAUUUUUAUUAAUUUGAUUAGGGGACAACAAUAAGCAACACUAUAGAAGGCAGAUCGGUUGGCGACUAUAUCUUCUCUAUGUUUUCGAUUGUUGGCGAGUAGGAGUCUCUGACUCGCUGAAAUAAGCCUCUGUCUUUUUGAUGUUUCUUUAUCAGCGGGCUGAUGUCGCCUAAUUUUGAAAUCUAUUUCUUUUUGUUUUUCGGAAAUGAUCUUUUAUAAUGAUGGACUUAGAACCUUUUAAAUCCCAAUCGCUGUUUUGUUUGGGGAUUAUGUGUAAGCGGUUAAUAUAUAUUUUAUAAUGAAACCCCUUUUGUCAAAAUUAAUUGUC